Messenger RNA from Cryptomeria japonica (Japanese cedar), 1382 nucleotides. Its product is annotated as hypersensitive-induced response protein 4. The record is from RefSeq and is a predicted model, not a curated record. The coding region runs from base 184 to 1068 and encodes 294 amino acids. The transcript has 5 exons. Lineage: Eukaryota; Viridiplantae; Streptophyta; Pinopsida; Cupressales; Cupressaceae.
UUACAAAAUAUCUAGAUUGCAAAUAUCUCUGCAGCUUCCACGACUAGUCGUUAAGCCAAGCUGUACGCGGCAACGCCAUAAUUCAGCCGUUGUUUUGCCAUUAAAACAAAGAAUACCAAACUUAAGAAAGCCAUUUUAAAGGUGAGCUCAGAAUUUUGAAGGUGGAAGAGCUGAAUUUCAGGAAUGGGGAGUUUUCUGUGUUGGAGGUGUAUAGGUCAGUCGACUGUGGGAAUUAUUGAGAAGUGGGGUCGGUUUCUGAAACUUGCAGAGCCAGGCCUGCACUUUGUCAAUCCCUGUGUGGGAGAAUGGAUCGCUGGCACUUUGUCUACUCGCCUUCAAUCCCUCGACGUCCGUGUUGAGACCAAAACAAAGGACAAUGUCUUUGUGCAAUUAUUUUGCUCCAUCCAGUUCCGUGUUGUGAAACAGAAUGCUGAUGAUGCAUUUUAUGAGCUACAAAAUCCUCAAGAACAAAUCCAAGCUUAUGUUUUUGAUGUAGUGCGAGCGAAUGUUCCAAGGAUGGCCCUAGAUGAAUUAUUUGAGCAAAAAGGUGAUGUUGCACAAGCUGUGUUGGAAGAACUUGAAAAGGCAAUGGGAUCAUAUGGCUAUAACAUUGAGCAGUUUCUGGUGGUUGAUAUUAUUCCAGAUCCUUCUGUGCGAAGGGCAAUGAAUGAGAUCAAUGCAGCCCAACGGAUGCAGCUUGCAAGUGUGUAUAAAGGUGAAGCAGACAAGAUACUGCAAGUCAAAAAGGCAGAAGGUGAAGCUGAGGCAAAAUAUCUUGCUGGUGUUGGUGUUGCACGACAGCGACAAGCAAUAACAGAUGGGCUACGAGAAAAUGUUUUAGAAUUUUCUCAUAAGGUGCCUGGUACUUCUACCAAGGAUGUUAUGGACUUAGUGAUGAUGACUCAAUACUUUGACACCAUGAAAGAUGUUGGGGCAUCAUCCAAGAAUUCGACAAUUUUCAUUCCUCAUGGUCCAGGCCAUGUCAGAGACAUAAGUGACCAAAUACGAAAUGGAGUUAUGGAAGCAUCAUCUUCUUCUCAGGGCAUGGGACCACCACCUGCUUUUUAGAACUUAAUUCCAAACAAAUUUUGGUGGGAUUUGGUGAUAAACUAACAAUUACAGAAUAUGUAAAGCAUGUCAAAAGUGCUGAUAUUGCCUUUCUAUUUUAUGUGAGUAUUGACAUUUACUGGUAAUGAAAAUUAAUAAAUUCACCAGUAUUUCACUGUAAAUUUUGUCGGGAUUUGGUGUUAAAACUGAUAAUUACAGCACAUGUAAAGCAUGUUGAAAGUGCUGAUAUUGCCUUUUUAUUUUAUGUGAAAGUAUGUGUGUAUUGACAUUUACUGUUAGUGAAGAUUAAUAAAUUCACCUGUAUUUCACUGUAA